Messenger RNA from Mizuhopecten yessoensis (Yesso scallop), 531 nucleotides. Its product is annotated as venom protein 164-like. The transcript has 2 exons. Lineage: Eukaryota; Metazoa; Mollusca; Bivalvia; Pectinida; Pectinidae. Bases 94 to 456 code for a protein of 120 amino acids. The record is from RefSeq and is a predicted model, not a curated record.
CUGGUCCUGUGGGAACAACAGGUGCGCACUUUCCCAAACAGCAAGUCCUACAUAACUGACUCACAGUAGUACAAGUCCAUAACAAACUUAGCCAUGAAGAUUCUAGCUGUUUUAGCUCUACUAGCCGUCGUCCUGCUAGUGGACGGCCAGACGGAACAGGUGUGCCAUACCCAGUCAGACUGCGGAGACUGGGAGUGCUGUGUAGCUGACGCGGAUAAACGGUCAGCCAAUCACAAACGGUUCAUUUUCUCACAUACUUCCGGGGUGUGUCGCCCCAAGCGGUACCAGGGCCUCACCUGUCACGUUUUCCUACAGAAGUUCGGCGAGAUUUACAACGACUACUGUCCCUGUGACGAAGGGCUCACGUGCGAGGGCACCACUAUUCUCCCUAACGGGCACCACACCAAUCCUAAAUGCAUCCCAUCGGAGGAGUCGCACAGCACCCCAGCACCGUGAAGACUUUCACUAAAAGUUAAUGAGAAAUCCGAGUAACUGUUUAACUAAUAAUACCAAUAAAUCCGUUCAGUCUGA